AUGUGGCUUGAUAGACUGGCUGGAGGUCCCUCGAGUGCCUCGAGUCAGUCCACGCCGCAACCUGCGAACAGGUCAUACUCGCCUCUCCCACGCAGAACGUCGAGCUCCCUCAGCCCAUAUUUGACGUCUCAGCGGGCUGACCAUUCUCCGCGCAGCUCGUCAUUGUCCCUCGUGUCUAAUGAUUCGUCUACAUCGCUUCUCCCUGCAUCGAGACGCCCGAACGGUUCCUCGUUGCGGCAUUCAUCGACUAUCCCAGACCUAGCAGACCCGCUGGAGACCCUAGAGAGACUUCUGAAGGAGCCCAGCCAUGUUGAAAACGAUGCCGAGACGCAGAAGGCCAAGACAAGCUCCAUUGUAGAGGCUGAUCUUGAUCUCGAUUUUGAUUUUGGUGGACUUGGACUGAAGGAGUUAGCAUCUGCACACACUCUUGAAAAUGGAAUGACAGGAUCGUGGCAGCCGCAAACUAUGGACGGGUACCAUCAAGAACGUGCCAAAUUCGAAGAUCUUCAUAGAUCCAUUACGGCUUGUGACGACGUCCUCAACUCGGUCCAAGUCAAUCUGGCCGAUUUUCGGAAUGACCUCGCCGCCGUAUCCGCCGACAUUGAGUCUUUACAAGAACGAUCGACUGCAUUGAAUCGGCGGUUGGAGAACCGUCGGGAGGUUGAAAAGGCCCUCGGUCCGCUGGUGGAAGAGCUUAGCCUGCCGCCCGAGGUAAUUUCAAAGAUAUCAACUGGCCACAUCGAUGAAUCGUGGGCCAAGAUGCUCUCAGAGUUGGACCGGAGAACAACGUCGCACAAGGCCAAGACAUCUUCUGCGUCGCAACUCAGCAAAGCGUCUGAAGAACUAGGCCCUUUGUUAGAGAGGCUCACAUCAAAGGCAAUCGAGCGUAUUAGAGACUUUCUUGUAGCGCAAAUAAAGGCACUUCGAUCACCACACAUCAACGCACAAAUCAUCCAGCAGCAAAACUUUCUCCGCUUCAGGGACCUAUUUACCUUCCUUCACAAGCAUCAUGUAACUCUGGCCGACCAGGUUUCCCAGGCCUACAUGAACACCAUGCGAUGGUAUUACCAUAAUCAAUUCAGCAGAUACGAGCGAGCUCUAGCCAAGAUCAAGACCCACACUCUUGACAAGACAGACACUUUGGGUCAUGAAGAUACUACGAGAAUGACGACCGUGCUUUCCAGUGCCCGAUCAGCAGGGCCGCUGCACGAUGCUUUCAAUCUUGGACGGCGUAUAGAUCUACUGAAAACAACCAAUCAAGCGGCCAUGUCCUCGUAUCUGGCCGAAGAGGACCAGGCUACGCACUAUCUCGAAGUGCAGUUUCGAAACUAUAACUUAGCGUUAAUCGAUAACGCGACAGCAGAGUACUCUUUUCUAGCCACUUUUUUUUCACCAGCGUUUUCUCAUCCUCAAAUUUCGAAAAUCUUCGAUUACAUAUUUGAACCUACGCUCGAGGUUGGCCGGGCCUUGUCAAGGACCUUGGUAGCUGACACUUUUGACGCUUUGGGCAUUUUCCUUUGUAUUCGCCUAAACCAGCGCUUUGCCUUUGAGCUUCAGCGUCGUAAAGUACCUGUUGUUGACGGUUAUAUCAACGGUACGAACAUGCUUCUUUGGCCGCGAUUGCAGGUUGUCAUGGAUCGACACUGCGAAUCUGUUCGCCAAUUAACCAACAGUUUACCCAGCAAGCCGACUCGGUCAGCGUCGGAUGUAGCGAAGAUGACUGCCGCGCCUCAUGUUGUCACCCAGCGCUUCGGUCAACUCUUGCAUGGUUUUCUCGAACUAAGUUCUGAGGCCGGAGAUGACGAGCCAGUCUUUGCUAGCCUGCGACGAUUGCGCACCGAAAUCGAGGCUUUCUUAGCCAAGCAGAGUCUGUCCUACGGCAGUGACAGGCGUAAGAGUAACAGGUUUCUUUAUAACAACUAUUCACUCAUCAUGACUAUCAUCAGCGAUGCAUCGGGGAAGCUGGCUACAGAACAGCAGGCGCACUUUGAGAAGCUCAAACUGGCGUAUGAAGUCGAUGUAUAG
Molecule: messenger RNA, 2025 nt
Organism: Metarhizium album ARSEF 1941
Lineage: Eukaryota; Fungi; Ascomycota; Sordariomycetes; Hypocreales; Clavicipitaceae
Product: Vps52 / Sac2 family protein
Exons: 3
Coding region: 1-2025 (674 amino acids)
Biological process (GO): endocytic recycling; Golgi to vacuole transport; retrograde transport, endosome to Golgi
Cellular component (GO): GARP complex
Molecular function (GO): syntaxin binding
Source: RefSeq, a predicted model, not a curated record